This is a messenger RNA of Mandrillus leucophaeus (drill), 654 nucleotides long. RefSeq names its product methyl-CpG-binding domain protein 3-like 1. The record is from RefSeq and is a predicted model, not a curated record. The coding region runs from base 20 to 622 and encodes 200 amino acids. The transcript has a single exon. NCBI's taxonomy places the organism in Eukaryota, Metazoa, Chordata, Mammalia, Primates, Cercopithecidae.
UAAGAGGAAAAGAAGCGUGAUGGGCAAGAGUUCACAGAGGAAGCAACGUGACUGUGUAAACCAAUGCAAAUCAAAGCCUGGCUUGAACACCUCAAUCCCUCUGAGAAUGUCCAAUUACACAUUCAAGAGUCCAGUUACGAGAAUUACACCCCAUCCUGGCAAUGAGGUCAGAUACCAUCAAUGGGAGGAGAGCUUGGAGAAGCCUCAGCAGGUCUGCUGGCAGAAGAGACUGCAAGGACUGCAGGCUUACAGCAGCGCAGGGGAACUUUUAAGCACUUUGGAUCUUGCCAAUACUUUGCAAAAACUUGUCCCUAGUUACACAGGUGGAUCUCUGCUGGGGGAUCUUGCCGGUGGUCUGGAGCACUCCUGCCCCAUGCCCCACCUUGCCUGCUCUUCAGAUGUGGUGGAGAUAAUUCCCAGAGAGGGAGUGGGUAUCUCGCAGCUCCUCUGCCAACAAUUUCUGGUCACCGAGGAAGAUAUCAGGAAACAGGAAUGGAAAGUGAAGACAGUCAGAGAGCGACUCGCAAUAGCAUUGAUUGCGGAUGGACUCGCUAAUGAGGCGGAGAAAGUGAGAGGCCAAGAAGGCUGUCCUGAAAAAAGCUAUGAAAAAAAGAGAAGAUAGUGCAGAUGAAAUAAAGCGUAAUCCUUUAUUAA